GCGUCCCGGGCCGGGUGGGCCGCGCGGGCCGGCGCCCCCAUGGAGAGCCCCGCGGCCACCUUCACGCUGGCCUACCUGGCGCUGGCGGUGUGCUUCGUCGUCCCGCCCACCGAGUUCCACCUGGCCGGGCUGACGGUGCAGAACCUGCUGGGCGGCUGGCUGGGCAGCGAGGACGCGGCCUUCGUGCAGUACCACCUGCGCCGGGGCACCGGCACGCUGCUGGCCCACGCCGCCCUGCCGCUCGGCUAUUACGUUGGCAUGUGUUUUGCAGCGCCAGAGAAGCAGCUCUGCAGCUUUUACGAGGCCCCCGACAUUUGGAAAAGCUUCUUUGUGGUGGCCGUUCUCGUCCUGACGGUUGCAGGGAUAUUCGCCUAUUACCGGGCCCGGAACGGCUGGAAUAACCACCCACUGGUCAAGACGCUCUCCAGCUAUGCUCUCCCCCACUCGGGCUGGAGGGCUGUCGCCUCUUCCAUCAAUACUGAAUUCAGGAGGAUUGACAAGUUUGCGACGGGGGCCCCCGGGGCACGAGUCAUUGUCACCGACACCUGGAUCCUCAAAGUGACCACGUAUUCUUUGCACGUGGCCCAGCAGCGGGACAUCCACCUCACGGUGGUAGACUCCAGGCAGCAUGACCUGUUGCCGGAUUCCAACAUGCCUGCGCAGUUCCUCACCAUCCGUGUGGCCAGCGUGAAUCCCAGCGUGAAGCCUUUUGAUAUCCGGCUGAACUCAUCUGAAUAUGGGGAGUUACAGGAAAAGCUUCACGCCCCGAUCCGCAAUGCUGCAAACGUGGUCAUCCACCAGAGCCUGAGCGACAUGUUCCUGGAAACCUUCACCUCUCUGGUGGAGAGGAAUCAGACCUACGCUGUGCCAAGCAAUCUGGAGCUGGACCUCUGCAUCGGGUGCAUGCAGACUCGGGCCAACGUCAAGCUCCUGAAGAACUGCCAGGAGCCCCGCGAAGGCGAGUGCCAGCCGUGCUUCUGCCACCCGAUGUGGUGCUUGCUAUGCAUGGGCAAGUGGUUCGCCAGCCAGCAGGACCAGCAGCACCCGGAGACCUGGCUUUCCAGCCACGUGCCUUGCCCCACCUGCCGAGCCAAGUUCUGCAUUCUGGACGUCUGCCUGGUGCAGUGAAGGAGUCCCAGGGGAGUUUGAGAGGUGGAGGGGGGGGAGAGGAAAUAAGGAUUUGGCUGCGGGGUCUUUAUUUUGGUUCCUGGGGGCUUCUCUGCAGGAGGAUCCUAUAAGCCCCCCUCCUGUGUUUUGUCCAUGUUUGAACUCCCUUUAAAUGCAGUGUUUCUCAACCUCGGCAACUUUACGCUGUGUGGACUUCAACUCCUAGAAUUCCCCUGGGGAAUUCUGGGAGUUGAAGUCCACACAGCUUAAAGUUGCCGAGGUUGAGAAACACUGCUUUAAUGGCUAUAGUUGGGAAUCUUUCUACCUGCUUGAAACAGCACUUUGUGGAUUCUGUUCAGUUCCACUAACUCUUGAGUAACACUAACUCUUGAGAAUUCUGGUUUUAAGGCUCUAGAAUGCUGGUUCCCGGCAAGUAUUCCUAAAAAUGAAAGUGGCUAGCUUCUCUUGAUAAGCUGGUUUGCUGUUCAAGGGUACCGUUCUGUAUUGCUUCCUAAAUCAGUACUCAAUUUGGUGGGUUUUCUAUGCUCUGCCUUAGUAUGGAAUUCAACUUCCGUUUUGCCAACUUUCUGAUGCUGUAAACAGGAAUUACACUUAUGGAGGCUUUGAAACUUCUUUCCUCAUAAAUAAGAUGCUUGGAUUGGAUUCUCGGCUUGGAUUCAGACUAAGCCUGCAAUCCUGUAGUCAUGGAAUUAAAGAAUGAUCUCACUGGGACUUAUUCCAUAUAGCAGGGUUUCUCAACCUUGGCCACUUGAAGAUGGGUGGACUUCAACUCCCAGAAUUCCCCAGCCAGCAUGGCUGGCUGGGGAAUUCUGGGAGUUGAAGUCCACCCAUCUUCAAGUGGCCAAGGUUGAGAAACCCUGCCAUAUAGAGGUGUAUAGGAUUGUAAUAUAAAUUAUUGCAGUGUUUUAGCAGGAUUUUCUCUGCUCAAGAAUACAGAUUUAAUGACCAGGAACUCAGGUGAUUAAAAAUCACUUUUUUGAGCUUAAAAUACAGUCGUGGGAAAGCGAUUUGGCAUUAGAAGUAUUUCUGUACCAAAAGCAACAGAUUGGGAACAUACCCCAUUGUGUUUCUGGGGUGGGCAAAAAAGAGAACGGAAUCUUUGGCAGGCAUUCUUAUUUUUCUGAUGGUUUCCUAACUCAUGUUCACCAAGGGUGUUAUUGCUUCAGUGAUCCUUUGCAAAGGGAAAUGGAAGAGAAUUGCUUUUAUUAAUAAACACAUGUUAGUCGACAACCGAGCGUUUGUAAGGGACGAGAUGGAUUUAAGCGUCUGCUGAUUUUAAAUUAAACGAACGGUCAUGCUUGUCCCUU
Molecule: messenger RNA, 2435 nt
Organism: Candoia aspera
Lineage: Eukaryota; Metazoa; Chordata; Lepidosauria; Squamata; Candoiidae
Gene: TMEM129
Product: transmembrane protein 129, E3 ubiquitin ligase
Exons: 4
Coding region: 40-1128 (362 amino acids)
Biological process (GO): protein ubiquitination
Cellular component (GO): membrane; endoplasmic reticulum
Molecular function (GO): ubiquitin protein ligase activity
Source: RefSeq, a predicted model, not a curated record